AUGUCGUUGGACAGUGGCCAGCCCCCUGCACGGUGUGGAGCUUCAAUAGCGCAGAGCAGCGUCUACAGCAAAGUACUCCUCCUCACAGACUACCGUAGUGUUGUAAGUGUGUGUGUUUACCGGACCGAACGACAGACAUGGCAGAAAGUCGCACCAGCACCCGCCGCCGCCGCGCCGGCCAAGGCACCCAAGAAGAAGGCAGCAGCCAAGCCCAAGAAAGCGGGACCCAGCGUAGGCGAGCUCAUCGUCAAGGCGGUGUCCGCCUCCAAGGAGAGGAGCGGCGUGUCCCUGGCCGCGCUCAAGAAGUCUCUGGCGGCAGGCGGCUACGACGUGGAGAAGAACAACUCCCGUGUCAAGAUCGCCGUCAAGAGCCUCGUCACCAAGGGCACCCUGGUCCAGACUAAGGGCACCGGUGCUUCCGGCUCCUUCAAGCUCAACAAGAAGGCCGUCGAGGCAAAGAAGCCCGCCAAGAAAGCCGCAGCCCCCAAAGCUAAGAAGGUGGCCGCCAAGAAGCCCGCCGCCGCCAAGAAGCCCAAGAAGGUAGCAGCCAAGAAGGCCGUGGCCCGCAAAGAAAAAGCGGCCAAGAGCCCCAAGAAGGCUACCAAGGCAGCGAAGCCCAAAGCCGCUGCGCGCAAGAGCGCCCCGGCCACCGGCGGCGUGAAGAAGCCUCACCGUUACAGGCCCGGCACCGUGGCUCUUAGAGAGAUCCGUCGUUACCAGAAGUCCACUGAGCUGCUGAUCCGCAAACUGCCUUUCCAGCGCCUGGUGCGAGAAAUUGCCCAGGACUUUAAGACCGACCUGCGCUUCCAGAGUUCCGCAGUGAUGGCCCUGCAGGAGGCAAGCGAGGCUUACCUGGUCGGCCUGUUCGAGGACACCAACCUGUGCGCCAUCCACGCCAAGAGGGUGACCAUCAUGCCCAAGGACAUCCAGCUGGCCCGUCGUAUUCGCGGAGAGCGCGCAUAAACGAUGACCUGAUCU
This is a messenger RNA of Oncorhynchus mykiss (rainbow trout), 978 nucleotides long. NCBI's taxonomy places the organism in Eukaryota, Metazoa, Chordata, Actinopteri, Salmoniformes, Salmonidae. The record is from RefSeq and is a predicted model, not a curated record.